CAUCGUGUUGCUGCCUCGCACCCUCGGUCUGCAUGUUUCCUUCCUGUAGCUUCCACUGCACGCCCGCCCGCCCGGCUCUUCCAUUCGUUCCCAACCCACCUCGUCUUCCCCAACUCACCUCUCCAGCUCUCCUCUCCUUUAAAAGCUCUUCCGAGCUUUCACCUCACAACACAACACGACCCCCGCUUCUUCCAAUUAAACCUUGCUUGCUCCCCUCCUUAUUGCUUAGUAAGUUAACCUGAUCGACCGAUCCUAUCCAUAUCUCCAGUGAGCCCAAGCUCGAUCGUGUCUUCAAUCCAAAGGAACUCCCGGGAACAAGACAGGCCCGGGAGAAACGAAUCGAUAGGGACUUGUCCUAAGCUAAAGAAACCGCCCGAGAGAGCUCCCUAUCCUAUCCACCCAUCGCCAUGGCGGGUCAGUGCUCUGUCCUUGCCCGUGCGCACCACCAACAGUGUCGUCGGUCACCCAGAAACUAAGAGAGCAAGGGGUGAGAGAAGAAACUCUCGCGCGCAGCAGCCGCCGCCGAACUCUUUUGGUUGUUUCUUUGGGGUAGCGAGAAUGCGGCAGCUCUCGUCGCUGCUGCAGGGGCUGGCCCGAUCGAUGGCUGGAAAAGAGAGGAAGGAGGAGGAUCCGCAGGGGACGGUGCUGCGGAUGUCGGGGACGCUGCGGGGCGAGGGCUCCGGGACCUUGGCCGCCGUGUGGUCUCGCCGCGGCGAGAAGGGCACCAACCAGGACUGCUCCGUCGUCUGGGAGGGAUUCGGAUGCCAGGAUGACACCGUCUUCUGCGGCAUCUUCGACGGCCACGGCCAGUGGGGCCACUACGUCUCCAAGGCCGUCCGGGACUCGCUGCCGUCGUCGCUGUUGUGCCGUUGGCAGGAGGCCGUCGCGCUGGCGUCGCUCAUCGACGGCGAGAAGAAGCUCGGCGACUGCCAGUUCGACCUCUGGAGGCAGUCCUACCUGGCGGCCGCCGCAGCCGUCGACGAAGAGCUCCGCCGCAGCCGCCGUCUCGACGCGGUCAACAGUGGCUCCACGGCGCUGUCGAUCGUCAAGAAGGGUAACAUGAUGGUGAUCGCGAACGUGGGCGACUCCCGAGCCGUCCUGGGGACCACGUCGGACGACGGCAGCAUCGCCGCCGUCCAGCUCACCGUCGACUUCAAACCCAACCUGCCUCAGGAGAAGGCGCGCAUCGUGCAGUGCAAGGGUCGCGUGCACUGCCACGAGGACGAGCCCGGCGUGCACCGGGUGUGGCUGCCCGACCGGGAGGCGCCGGGGCUGGCCAUGUCGCGCGCGUUCGGCGACUACUGCGUCAAGGACUACGGCGUGAUCUCGGCGCCGGAGGUGACGCAGAGGAAGAUCACCGCCCGGGACCAGUUCGUCAUCCUGGCCACCGACGGGGUUUGGGACGUGGUCACCAACGAAGAGGCGGUGCAGAUCGUGGCUGACACGCCGGAGAGGGAGAAGGCGGCGAAGCGCCUGGUCCAGUGCGCCGUCCGCGCCUGGAGGCGCAAGCGGCGGGGCUACGCCGUCGACGACUGCUCGGCGAUCUGCCUCUUCCUCCACCACUCGCCGCUAUCGUAGGCGGACAGCUUCGUCCCCGCAUUGCCGUGUGGACAAGGAAGAGAGAGAGAGACGCCCGUCCUUCUCUUGGUAGAGCGAGUGCAGACGUCGCGAUCAGAGACCGAAAGACCGCUGCAGAUCAUGAGAGCGUGCGGCAGCUCGUCGUGACCGGGACGCAUGGACGGUGGGCGAACGUAACUGCUGCCGGUGGUGGAUGACCGAAAGAUGAGGACGACAUGCUCCGACUGUCACCCCUCGACAGCUGCUGCGAUCUGAACCGUGGACCAGAAAAUAUCUGACCGAGGCAUCCUACAGUGAAUGCUGAAUGCCAUGCCCAUGAUUGAUCGCCCGGGAUCUGGGACCGGAAGGAUAGGUACGUAUGGGCGUGUAUGGCGUGCAGGUGGGAAAAGCAAUUCUCCCAUGCACGGGAGGUCCGGUGCAUGGGAGGGCCGUUGAUAUUUCUUUAAGAUUCGAUGGCAAUGCAUUGACGCUGUUUAUAGUUUGUCAGAUCUUUCUCUGACUGACCACAUGCAAGCCUAUGCUUCACCAUCGCAUGCUUUUUAUUUUAUUAUUUCCAUGUUCAAUUCUAUUUUAUCUUUUGAAUCAAAAGAAAAUAUAUGAUCAGUAUGCAUAUUUGUGUUUGUGAUGAGAA
Molecule: messenger RNA, 2209 nt
Organism: Triticum aestivum (bread wheat)
Lineage: Eukaryota; Viridiplantae; Streptophyta; Magnoliopsida; Poales; Poaceae
Product: probable protein phosphatase 2C 48
Exons: 4
Coding region: 559-1578 (339 amino acids)
Biological process (GO): protein dephosphorylation
Molecular function (GO): protein serine/threonine phosphatase activity
Source: RefSeq, a predicted model, not a curated record